Molecule: messenger RNA, 2433 nt
Organism: Colletotrichum phormii
Lineage: Eukaryota; Fungi; Ascomycota; Sordariomycetes; Glomerellales; Glomerellaceae
Product: malic enzyme
Exons: 5
Coding region: 367-2268 (633 amino acids)
Biological process (GO): pyruvate metabolic process; malate metabolic process
Cellular component (GO): mitochondrion; cytosol
Molecular function (GO): NAD binding; malate dehydrogenase (decarboxylating) (NAD+) activity
Source: RefSeq, a predicted model, not a curated record
CACCACAAAGAAAGGCCUGACGUCACUUGGCAGUCAGCGCUCACAAACGGCAGGACGGCAACGCCAGCAAGCCGCUCUUUCCUCUCCUCCUCGACGCAGUAAGGUACCUUGAUACCUCACGUUACCCCCUCCUUUCCCCCCUAAAUGUACGUAGCUGUUCUUUAGCGUUUCUGUGCCAAGGAAACUCGACAUAUCCAAAGUCGACGUCGACGUCUUAUCACAACCUCUCUACUGCUUGCAUGUGCUUCACAUCAGACCAUCUCGACUCCCACGCCCACGCCCUCAUAUACCUGGCUGCAUACCUUACGUAGACACUUCAUUUCGUGCUGAACUCAUCUUGAAUCACUCGAGUCUCGUCAACAUUCGAUGCCACCCAGAAUCAUCGUGAACCCUCUUCGUAACACCAUCAUCACCCGCCGAUCCCAUCUGCCCCGUCUAUCACACACCAUGACUCCCACCAAGGACCGCAAGGAGUCCAAGUUCUCUCACUUGCCUCUGAGCACCAGCGGACCCAUCAGCUGCGCCGUCACGGGCAGCGCGCUGCUGAACACCCCAUAUCUCAAUAAGGGAACGGCCUUCCCCGAGGAUGAGCGCCGCGAGUUCAACCUCACCGGUCUACUUCCCCAGAGCAUCCACUCCCUCGACCAGCAACUGCACCGCGCCUAUGAGCAGUACAAGAGCCGCCAGGAUGACCUUGCCAAGAAUACCUUUCUGACGUCGUUGAAGGAGCAGAAUGAGGUGCUGUACUAUCGGUUGCUGCAAGAACAUCUUCCAGAAAUGUUCAGCAUAGUGUACACGCCCACCGAGGGAGACGCCAUUCAGAACUUCUCCAGGCUUUUCAGAAGGCCUGAUGGCUGCUUUUUGAACAUUAAUGAUAUAGACCGUGUUUAUCACGAUCUCGCCCAGUGGGGACGACCAGGGGAUAUCGACUACAUUGUCGUUACCGAUGGAGAAGAAAUUCUGGGUAUCGGAGACCAAGGUGUCGGUGGUGUCUUGAUCUCCGUGGCCAAGCUCGUUCUCACAACUCUGUGCGCUGGCGUUCAUCCCAAUCGGACUUUGCCUGUGGUGCUCGACUGUGGUACCGAUAAUGAGGAGCUCUUAAACGAUGAUUUGUACCUGGGACUCCGACAGAAGCGUGUGCGAGGACACAAGUAUGACCGCUUCGUUGACGAGUUCGUCAAGGCUGCCAGGAGGCUGUAUCCCCGCGCUUACAUCCAUUUCGAGGACUUUGGUCUCACCAAUGCCAGAAGAAUUUUGGAUCAGUAUCGUCCCCACAUCCCUUGCUUCAACGAUGAUGUGCAGGGAACAGGAUGCGUCACUUUAGCGGCCAUCACGGCUGCUCUACACGUGAGCAAGCAGAAGCUCACUGACCUGCGCCUGGUCAUCUUUGGUGCCGGUUCGGCUGGCGUCGGAAUCGCGGACCAAGUCAGAGACGCCAUUGCCGCUGAAGGGAACAUGAGCAAGGAGGAUGCAUCCAAGCAGAUCUGGUUGAUCGACAAGCCCGGCCUCUUGACUACCGACAGCGAGGUAUCCGCCGCCCAAAAGGGCUUCGCCAAGGACCCUUCAGACUGGAAAGACAAGGACGCGUCUCUCCUCUCGGUCAUCAAGAGCGUCAAGCCCAACGUCCUUAUCGGGACCUCGACGAAGCCCAAGGCCUUUACGGAAGAAAUUGUCCGGGCCAUGGCAGACGGCGUCGAGCGACCCAUCAUCCUCCCGCUCUCCAACCCAACCCGGCUUCACGAGGCCGUGCCCGAGGAUAUCUACAAGUGGACCGACGGCAAGGCUCUCGUCGCGACAGGAUCCCCCUUCAAACCGGUCAAGGGUCCAUGGGGCGAAGGCGGCAAGGAGAUUGAUAUCGAGGUCGCAGAGUGCAAUAACUCGGUCGUCUUCCCUGGCAUCGGUCUCGGCUCCGUGCUCUGCCGCGCUAGCCUGGUGACGGAUAAGAUGCUCGUUGCGGCCGUGGAGGGCGUCGCGUCGCUGAGUCCCGCGCUUAAAGACCAGACGGCGCCGCUGCUUCCUGGUGUAGAUGUCGUCAGGGACGUGAGCGUCAGGGUCGCGCGGGCUGUGAUCAAGGCGGCUGUCAAGGAGGGCGUGGCGACGGAGGAGGGGAUCCCGGAGGGGGACGAGGACCUGGACGAGUGGAUCCGGGAGCAGAUGUGGUCGCCCGAGUACCGCCCGCUCAAGCAUGUUGAGUUUAGUGAGGCGAGUAGGGAGGCCAAGGGGGAGAUGAAGGUUGCUGGGAGCUUUAGCAGAGUUGGGAGCUGGUAGAUGCUGUCGUUUGGUUUCAAAGAAGGCGUGUCCAAGACCGGAGUCUCUUCCGAAUACCGCAAAAGGGCAAAAUACAUGCAACACCGGGCAUUCGCCGGUCGUCUCCGACCCGACUACUACUCCGGCCCUCACUGGUUUAUCGAUGGGAGAGCGGACGGGAUCCCG